UACACACUGCAGACUUUGAUCUGAAACUACAGGAGACAAAUUAAAAUAAUAUGCUACCUUUGCCGGUGCGCUGGGUGGGGAGAGAGUGAGAGUCACAAGUUCGCUUCGGUUGUAUACAAUGCGGACACGGAAGGGCACAGGGCUGUUUGUGAUGGCCGGGUCUCAGUGGAUGUUCUGUGCUGCAGUGCUGCUCCUCCUCAACCAGGGGCUCCAGUGUUCUCCCGUUCCCCCUGCUUGUCCGGAGUCCUGCCUUUGUCAGAAAGGUCUGCUAAACUGUUCCUUCGCUGGCCUUUCCCAGGCCCAACAACAUGUUCCAUCCACUGUCACUGAACUAGAUCUUUCUCACAACCUCCUGAAGUCCGUUACCCCCUCAUGGCCAAGUUGGGGGCUUAAGAGUCUAUGGCUUGGACACAACAGCAUCACUCACCUGUCUCUGUGUGUGCGGAGGACCUGGAGGGGUAAACAUUGGAAAAUCCCCUUCUCACAUAGCCGAGGGAGAUGUGUGUCCUGGGCCCCAACUCUGCAGCUGCUCUCUGCUGAGCGGAACCAGCUAGAGAUGAUUCCUGAAGGCCUGGGAGGCAGUGAGUUCCUACAGGUGCUGCAGCUCUCCCACAACAGGAUCUCUGACCUACGACCUGGAGACCUGAGCAGGUGCACCCUUCUGAGAGAGAUCCACCUGCAGCACAACCGUAUCUCCAGCCUCCACCCACAGGCCCUGAGGGACAUGCCAGAGCUCAGGGUCCUGGAUCUGAGCUUCAACCUGUUGACCACGAUCACUCCAUCAGCCUACCUGUCGCUGCGUAAACUGAAUGUCCUGGUGGAGGUGAGUGGGAACAGGUGGAGGUGUGACUGCAGCCUGCGGAGCUUGAGGAGGAAGAUGGCCUACGACAGGGARAGGGCCCUGCAGCAGACCUGGAGGGGGGUGGUGUGUUCAUCCCCCUCCACCCACGCAGGUAGAGACCUGCUACACCUGGAGGACAGUGACCUCACCUGCUCUACUGCUGAAAACAGGGCGGGGCUCCACCAGGAUGUGACAGUGGAUAAAGGGACAGAGAUCCUGCUGCCCUGUGGCUCUCCAAAGCAAGAUUCAACAUGGUGGACGCCCAAUGGACAAGUUCCUGGGAGCCAGGCAGGCCUGCUGAUCAGUGACAUCACAGAGCGAGACGCAGGACUGUACGUGUGCGUCUCUGGGACAGACGAGGAGUCUGUGUCUGUAUUCAACCUGCGCGUUCACAAGACACAGAGGAAAACCAGAGACACGAGGAGUUUACACAGGGAGCGGCUACAGAUUAACCCAGAGUUCGGCAGCAUCCAGGGGGAAGGUCAGGAGACAGAUCUGAACUCUCUAGAUCUCCACAGGGCUACCCAGAGAACACAGUCUGACUUGGUCCUGCCUGUCUGCCUGUCUGUGUUCAUCACCUUCCUGGUAGCAUUUGUAAUUGGUGCUCUGACCAGACCUCUCCUGGACACUCUCUGGAGGAGGUGCUGUAGCUGCUGUAACCAUACCACGCAAAGCGCCUCCCCACCACAAUCGGUCUCCUCUGCUGGGCAGGCCCCCUACGACAACAAGGCCUAUUCAGAUGAGGAUGAGCGAGAGGAUCUAGGGACACACAGGGAGAGGAGAGUGACAUUUAGUGGACAUCCUUCAGAACUAAGGGAUCAGAAUAGCAUUCCAUACUAUGAUACUGUGGUCAAUGGCAUGCAGGACAACCUCGCUGGGGAAUAUGAUGCAACAUAUGAGAAUGUUCAGGAGAGGGGUGCCUCACACCCCUCCCUUGAGGUCUAUCACCCACCUGAGGAGGAGAAGCCUAGUGCACGGGGCUCUGUCAGCUCAGGAAGCUUCCGACAUGACAACCCAGAGACAGACACUCACAGUGGAGACCUCUCUGAUAUCUCUCUGAGUGAACCACAAAGGGGCGCUUACCCAGUCCAUACCCACGGCAUGGAGUUUGAAUCCAUCCCUGACCCAGAUGAGUUGCAGCGGUGUCGAAGCUCGUCUGUGUCUUCACACUCUGACCAGGAGAGUCCAGAUAGGGAUCAGGAUAUGGACUGGCCCAAAGACAAUUUGGCUCAGAGAUUGGAGGAGCGCAAGACCCGGAAUAAUUCCUGGGAGCCUCAAUCCCCCCAGAAGGAAGACAACUCCUUUGAGCGGAGUUCAGAUUUCCCUACAGUUAAACCAGUUGAUGUUCUACAGAUCAACAUUGGCAGAGUGGGUGAGAUCCCUGGAUUUGCUUAUAGGAAAUCAAACAUGGCAGAUCCCAACCCCAUGGAUCCUGAGCUGUGGAAUGACAGCGGAGAGAGCUUUGAGUUCCCUGAUUCCAUCCAAGGUGCAUCGGCACGGUCCAGUAGUCAAGAUCUUUCAGGUUCUGCUUUUGCCGAUCAGUUGAGAAAAGAGUAUGAACAAACGCUGAAUAAAGAAACACUUGUGAAAGACUGGAGGGAGAAUGAUAAGUCCAGCUCCAGCAACUCAAGUGACAGUGGGAAUGAACCUACAGAGUACACUGUGAACCCAGAGACGGAGGUAGUGAAGGAGAAGGAGAUUGUCCAGGAUGCACUGCUUACACAUGAUAGCACAACAGACCCUGCUGCUGCGAACCCCUAUCUCAAAUAUGAUGUCAGUUUGGACAAGCAGCACUAUAAGGACCCAGUCAGUCCCUCCCCAGAUGAGGAUGGAUUUCAUGUGAGUGAAUUGAGACAGGAAGUUCAACGCUCCCAUUUGUUUUCAGAGCACUCUGAUUUGUCCAGUGAUAGUAGUGAUGAACCCACAAAGUACACAGUGAACAAGGAUAGCGAUGAGGAAGAGGAGGAUGAAGCUCAAGUCCCAGCUGUCACACACAAAGGUCCAUUUCUCAGUCUUGGAGACAUUAAUGUAUCUUUGGCCUCAAGGAAAGCUCUCAAUAUUGGCUUCUCCAAGGAUGGUUUUCAAUAUCAACAAGAGCCUGAGAAAAGGUCGACUGGCUUGGAUCUAACCACCCAGAGUGCCAUCAGCACAAAGGAGCCCCUUCCCCAACCUUCAUUGCCCUCAGACGUGGCAGGGGUUGAAGACCCACCAGUUUCAGUCUACAUCCCCAGACUCAGUAAGCGUUUAGAUAUUCAGCCUCAGGAAGCUUCACCUGCUCCCGCAAAAACACCACCACCCUCUGAAUCCUCUUCCAGCAGUGAGAGUGAAGAUGAGACUACAGAUAACUCAGUGAAACUUGACAGAGAGGUCCCAGAUGUCUCACAGAAUAAUUCAUCUCUCAGUCUUGGAGACAUUAAUGUCUCUUUGGCUCCAAGGAAAGCUCUCAAUAUCGACUUCUCCAAGCAAGGUUUUCAAUAUCAACCAGAGCCUGAAAAAAGGUUGACUGGCUUGGGUCUUUCUUUCCAAAGUGCCAUCACCCCAAAAGAGCCUUCAUUGCCCUCAGACGGGACAAGGGCUGGAGAGUCUCCAGCUCCAUUCUAUAUCACCAGCCUCCGGAGACGUCUGGAUAUUCAGCCUUCUCAGGACACUCCACCUGCUCCACCACGAACACCACCACCCUCUGGUUCAUCCUCUUCUAGAAGUGAAAGUGAGGAUGAGACUACUAUGAAUCAAAAAAGAGAAGAGAAAGCUAAGGUCCCAGAUUCAUCUUUCAAUCCCGCAGACAUUGAUGUCUCUUUUGCUCCAAGGAAAGCUCUCAAUAUCAGCUUCUCCAAGGAGGGUUUUCAAUAUCAACAAGAGCCUGAGACAAGGUCGCCUGGCUUGGAUCUCUCCUCUCAGAGUAUAUCACCCCAAAGAGCACUUCCCCCAAAAUCGAUUCCAGGAAGGGACAAGGACUAG
This is a messenger RNA of Salvelinus sp. IW2-2015, 3799 nucleotides long. RefSeq lists its product as uncharacterized. NCBI's taxonomy places the organism in Eukaryota, Metazoa, Chordata, Actinopteri, Salmoniformes, Salmonidae. Gene Ontology annotation, cellular component: extracellular matrix. Gene Ontology annotation, molecular function: protein binding. The record is from RefSeq and is a predicted model, not a curated record.